CUCACCAAUUAUGCGAAUCUGCGGUCGCAUUUCAAGAUGGCGGCCAACGAUAAUGCGCACGAUGCGCCAACCGAUAAUAUACCCAAGAAUACAUCCGAAUUCCCUACAAAUACAGAGUCAACGGCAGAUUCAAACAACAAGGGACCAAAACGUCGCGACGAUCGAUACAAGCAGGCGGAUCGUAAGACCAACGCCAAUGGUCGUCGACGAGGUCAAGAUACCAAACGUAAAGGCGGUCCUGGGCGCGACGAUAGGGAUCGUCGAGGACCUUCAGAUCGACGCGCUCGCAACGAAAAAAGUUGGCAAGAAAAGCGUAGAAGGGUAGACGAGGAUGGGAAGUCCACCCCAGCUGGCGAACCGAGUUAUAUGAGCAUCCAAUUCCCCGAAGCAGAGAUUGCCGCCGAAGAACGCAGACCGAAGCGCAAAGUCGCUGUCAUGAUUGGAUAUGCGGGGACAGGAUACCAUGGCUUGCAAAUCAAUCAUAAGGAAAAGACAAUUGAGGGAGAUAUUUUUGCUGCGUUGGUUGCGGCUAAGGCUAUUUCGAAGGCCAAUGCUGAUGACCCGAGAAAAUCGAGCUUCGUGCGAUGUGCGAGAACUGACAAGGGUGUCCAUGCUGCUGGGAACAUGAUUUCGCUGAAGUUGAUCAUCGAGGAUCCGGAUGUGGUGAAAAAGAUCAACGAGAAUCUGCCCCCGCAGAUCCGUGUGUGGGGUAUCCAACGAACAAAUAAUGCCUUCAGCUGCUACCAAUCUUGCGACUCAAGAUGGUACGAGUAUCUGAUGCCGAGUUAUUGUUUAUUACCUCCCCACCCCGAGAGCUUUCUAGGCAAGAAAGUCCUAGAGUCUAUCAAGGAACACGGUGUCGAGGAAGAACACGCGAAGCGACUCAACGAAGUUAGGGACUAUUGGGAUGUGGUAUACAAGAAUGACAUACAACCCAUACUCGACAGCUUAGAACCCGGUAUCCGAGAGACCGUCAUACGACGUAUGCAUGUAGGAGAUGGCGAAUCAGACGAUGCAAACCCCACGGAGGAAACGAAGCCCGAACCUUCGAAUAAUCAAUCCACUGAUAAAGCAUCCGAAGCCAAUGAGGAGACCACGGAGAAAAAGGCAGAAGGCGAGUCGACGGAGACGUCCGGUUCUGCUCAAAAUGGUUCAACAGAGAAUUCGACCGUAGCAGCAGAGCUAGCAGCACCCUCAGAUGUCACUAUGACAGGAACUGAGGCUACGGACGAGUCUGGGGAGCCAAAAGUUAAGGAGAAGGAAAUACAUCCAGUUGACCUUGCCCUAAAACAAAUCAAAGCAGCCUACAUAGCCGCAAAGCGACGCUAUCGCGCUACCCCCGAACGAUUAUCACAACUACAAAAAGCUCUCAACCGAUACAUCGGCACCCGAAAUUACCACAACUAUACCGUUCAAAAGACACACUCUGACCCCUCCGCGAAGCGAACUAUUAAAUCCUUCAUCGUAAACCCCCAACCCGUCCAGAUCAACGAUACACAAUGGUUAUCUCUCAAAGUUCACGGCCAAUCCUUCAUGAUGCACCAAAUCCGUAAGAUGGUUGGCAUGGCUCUCCUUGUCACCCGUUGUGGUACCCCUCUUUCCCGUAUAGACGAGAGCUACGGUUCUACGCGUAUUAGUAUACCGAAGGCACCCAGUCUUGGCCUCUUACUCGAAAGACCUGUGUUUGGGAAUUAUAACAAUCGGGCUAGAGACCAGUAUAAACUAGAAGAACUAGAUUUCGGCAAUUAUGAGAAGGAGAUCCAGGAGUUUAAGGAUACGCAGAUUUAUCAGCGGAUCUUUGAGUUGGAGGAGAAGGAGAAUUCAUUCCACACAUUCUUCCACCAAAUCGAUAACUACAAGCUGGGAUACUUCCUCUGGGUCACAGCUGGAGGUCUCGCCGCGGCGGAGACGAGAGUAGGAGUUACGGAAUCUAUACCCAAGGAGCUUGAGGAGGAGCUAGGGGAUUAUGGUGAGGAGAAUCCGGAGGAAGGUGAAGGCUGAAUGCUUCGUCUAACAGUGACUUAGCUAUGUGCAGAUGCAAUUUCGGGUUCGAUCGAAGAGGCUCGCUAUUAUAUUGCAAAAUGCGUAUAUACUAGUAGAAAAAAAGCAUGGGCUGCACUCCAAAUCAAGGCCCACAGGCCGAUAAAUGCAUCUUUAAAAUAA
Molecule: messenger RNA, 2163 nt
Organism: Hypoxylon trugodes
Lineage: Eukaryota; Fungi; Ascomycota; Sordariomycetes; Xylariales; Hypoxylaceae
Product: pseudouridine synthase
Exons: 3
Coding region: 37-2001 (654 amino acids)
Biological process (GO): tRNA pseudouridine synthesis; mRNA pseudouridine synthesis
Cellular component (GO): nucleus
Molecular function (GO): pseudouridine synthase activity; RNA binding
Source: RefSeq, a predicted model, not a curated record